AUGGGCCGGACGCCAGCCUCGCGCCUCGAUGUUCCCUCAGCCAACACCAACCCGCAGGUCCACGAGCAUGUUCCUCCCCUGCGGGCCGAGGCAGGCCAAGAGUUUGUGGAGAAGCUCAUGGCCCAAGGCCAGAAGAACAAAGCUCCGGCGUCUGACGCCGGUUCGAGCCAGGCCCCUCCUUCCAAGCGCUUUCGGACGGAACCCUUUGCGGGGAAGGUCGCAGGCGUGAGGCGCUACAAGGGCAAACAGAUGCCGACCUCUUCUGGCCCUGCGCUCAAGCUCGGCCCCAGGACCGAGAGCUCUGAUGGACCCCCAAGGGCCUCACCUCCUCCUCAUCCAAGCCCGGCACCAUCUGGUGCCGGCAAUGCUUCAGCCUCCCCUUUGGGAGGCACCUCAACCACCCCGGAAGCUUCUAUUGAGGCCCUCAGGACCCAGCUUGCCGCCGCCCAAGAGGAAAAGGACCAGCUCAUCCGGCAGCACCAGGAGGACCUGAGCGCCCAGAAGGCCAUCUUCAAGGAGCUUAAGGACCAGCUCAUCCAGCUUGGGCUCAAGCACAACGAGGAGAUGAAGGCCGCCCAAGCCGCUGCGGAGACCAAGCUGAAUGAGACACUGGAAGAUGCCAGCAACUCCAAUGGCUCUUCCCGGACUCCCAGGCGUACGCCGUGA
This is a messenger RNA of Lolium perenne, 666 nucleotides long. Lineage: Eukaryota; Viridiplantae; Streptophyta; Magnoliopsida; Poales; Poaceae. The record is from RefSeq and is a predicted model, not a curated record.